This is a messenger RNA of Tachysurus vachellii, 6221 nucleotides long. RefSeq names its product chromobox homolog 7b (gene cbx7b). The record is from RefSeq and is a predicted model, not a curated record. The transcript has 6 exons. NCBI's taxonomy places the organism in Eukaryota, Metazoa, Chordata, Actinopteri, Siluriformes, Bagridae. Bases 272 to 1000 code for a protein of 242 amino acids. Gene Ontology annotation, cellular component: PRC1 complex. Gene Ontology annotation, biological process: negative regulation of transcription by RNA polymerase II.
CGCGCUGAGCCAUGCAGAUGUGUCGCAGAUUUUAAAAGUCACUGUGCGCGCAGAAAGAUCUAGUACGAGGAAAUGGGACGCUGAAAAGCUUUUAAAACUGAAGCCAAAGCAAAACUGCGAAGAAGACAGUACGAUAGAAGCAGGAAGACAUCACAGAUUCAUCUGACUUUAACGAGCAAAGCGCAUUUCCAUUUUCCAAAUACAUCUACACACAGCUCCAUGGUUAUUUUAAAGAUAUUGUUUUAAGUCAUUAAAAGCGCAAAAUAAUCCCAUGGAACUGUCUGCAAUCGGAGAACAAGUGUUUGCUGUGGAAUCGAUCAGAAAGAAAAGAGUAAGGAAGGGGCAUGUGGAAUAUUUACUAAAAUGGAAGGGGUGGCCCCCAAAGUACAGCACUUGGGAACCCGAGGAGCAUAUCCUGGAUCCCCGGCUUGUUUUAGCAUUUGAGGAGAAAGAACAUAAGGACAGAGCAGUGGGUUGGCGUAAGAGAGGACCUAAACCAAAAAGACUUUUUGUACAGGGCAUUUACUCAAUGGAUCUCCGCAGUGCACACAAAGCAGUAGAGAAGUCUUCAGGACAUCUGCACCUGUCUCUUACACACCCCCUUGAUCCACAGGCUGGACAUGCAGCACAUCAAUUCUGCUCCACAGAAAAAAGUGUAUAUGGUCAUCUACUUCAUCAAAAAAUUAAGAAGAGAAAGCUCAAAGGCCCUUCAGUGAAGGACUGGGAAGAGUUGGAGAAGGAUGACAACUAUGAAGAGGAGCUUAUGAGAGAGGAAGAGACUGUAGAGGCAACUCUAAACAGUAAUGUGGACAUAGAGGAUUGGAGUCCAUUACCUGGAUCAGAGGAAAUGGCAGUGUCUCCAGUGUGUGAGGAAUGGAGGCCAGUUAUGGGUCUAGAGGAGGUAACUGUGACAGAUGUCACCAUCAAUUCUCUGACAGUUACUUUUAGAGAGGCUUUGGUUGCAAAGGGCUUCUUUAGAAGCUGGGAACUGGAACUAUAAUACAGAAACAUGAUGAUAAAGUAUGAAGAUGUCAAGUGAGACAGAAGGAGGGAGACAUGGAAUGUCAGACUUUAUUGAAUGCACUACAUGUAUUGAGGUUUUACAUAAUUCUUUCUACUGAUAUUUUUUAACAUAUGGUAAAUUUAUGAUUAGUAGAGCAAAAAUCCUCAGCCUGGGAAGUCUCCACUUCAUGCUCAACUCAGUUCAAUGCAAUGUUAUUUGUAUAGCACUUUUAACAAUGGACAUUGUCAUAAAGCAACUUUACAGAAAUAUAUAUAUACAGUAUAUACAUUUUAAAUGUAGAAAUGUAUCCCUUAUGAGCAAGCCAGAGAUGACGGAGGCAAGGAUAAACUCUGUAAGACGAUACAAAGAAGAACCUUGAGAGGAACUAGAGUCAAAUGGGAUCUCCACCUAAUCCAGGUGACACUGGAUCGUUCAAUUAUAAAUAAAUCUCUUUAAUAAUUGUGAACUAUAUAGUCAAAAGUGCAAUUGUGUAACCAGAAUUAAUUAUUAAACUUGAAGUCUGUUUGCUAGUCUGUCAUGCUAUAUCUACAGGUGCAUCUCAAUAAAUGAGAAUGUUGUGGAAAGUUAAUUUAUUUCAGUAAUUCAACUCAAAUAGUGAAACUUGGAUAAAUUCAGUACAUACAGACUGAAAUAGUUUAAGCCUUUGGUACUUAUAAUUGUGGUGAUUUUGGCUCACAUUUAACAAAAACCCACCAAUUAUAAUCUCAAAAAAUUUGAAUAUGGAGAAGGCUGUUGAUCUGACAGUUGUCCAGAAGACAAUUAUUGACACCCUGUGAAGGAGUGUCAAGGAGGGUAUUAAAAUAUAUGGCUAUCAAACAAGGAGGGUAAGCCACAAACAUGCAUUGCCAAAGAAGCUGGCAAUCAAGUGUUCAAGUGCUGUAGUGCUGUUUCCAAGCAUGUUAACAAUGUUGAGUAGAAGGAAAAAGUGUGGAAGAAAAAGAUGCACAACCAACCGAUAGAAACUGUACAAGAAUUUGGUUGAACUUUACAAAGAAUGGACUGAGGCUGGGGUCUAGGCAUCAAGAGCCACCACACACAGACAUGUCAAGGACUUUUGCUACAGUUGUUGUAUUUCUCUUGUUAAGCCACUCCUGAAAAAUAGAGUCUCCUAGAGUCUGGAGGAAGGGUGGAGAAGCUCAUAGCCCAAGUUGCUUGAAGUCCAGUGUUAAGUUUCCACAGUUUGUGAUGAUUUGAGGUGCAAUCUAAUCUGCUGGUAUUGCUCCACUGUGUUUUUUGAAAACCAAAGUCACUGCACCCAUUUACCAAGAAACUUUAGAGCACUUCAUGCUUCCUUCUGCUGACCAGCUUUUUAAGGAUGCCGAUUUCAUUUUCCAGCAGUAUUUGGCACCUGCCCACACUGCCAAAAGCAAGUUGGUGUGCUUGACUGGCCAGCAAACUCACCAGACCUGAACCCCAUAGAGAAUUUAUGGUGAAUUGUCAAGAAGAAAAUGAGAAAUAAGACCAAAAAAUGCAUAUGAGCUGAAGGCCACUGUCAAAUAAACCUGGGCUUCCAUACCACCUCAGCGGUGCCACAGACUGAUCACCUCCAUGCCACGCCAAAUUGAGGAAGUAAUUAAAGCAAAAGGAGCCCCUACCAAGUACCGAGUGCUUGUACAGUAAAUGAACUUUUAUGAAUGAAUACUUUUCAAAAGGCCAACAAUUCACUAAAAAUGUUUUUUUAUUGGUCUUAUGAAGUAUUCAAUUUUUUUGAAUUGUUGGGUUUUUGUUAAAUGUGAGCCAAAAUCAUCACACUUAAAAGAACCAAAGACUUUAACAACUUCAGUCUGUGUUCUGAAUUUAUAUAAUGCACGGGUUUCACUAUUUGAGUUAAAUUACUGAAAAAAAAUUAACUUUUCCACAACAGUCUAUUUUAUUGAGAUGCACCUGUAUAUAAACUGUUUAUCAGUGAAACAGAUCCAAAUUUCAAAUGGCAGUUUUAUAUUUGAAGACUAAGAGUGAAUAGAAAAGAUACCGAAGCUAUGUAUACUUACAUUGUACUGCUACUUGUGGGUGUGUUUAUUUAAGUACAUGUAAAAGUACACUUUAGAGGUACAUAGUCUAAUUUGUAACUCAAAAUAACUCAAAAUAAGUAAAAUUGCUUAGCAGACAUCAGCAAAGAAGGGAGACUCCUGUGCACACUUAAAUUUAAAUACAAAUUGUGGUUGAGUUCUCAAGAUGAAUUUUUUUAGGAAACUGGAAAUUCAUUUUUUAUAUGAUUAGUUUUGUUUUAUAGUAUGAUGUGAUCAUUAAAUGAUUAGUAUUAACAGUGUUGAUGUCACAGCAACAGGACAUACCUGUUGUCUUGAGUACCUCUGACAGAAAUGUCAAUGUAAACAAGUCAUGGAAGAAUAUUAUAAUUUCAGUUGUUCUUUGCACCCCUUCUCUUAAUCAUGACAAGCCGAUCCACAUUUAGUUACUAUUUAAGUAUUCAAACCUAGGAAAAUACAGUUAUCUCUUGUCCAUAUCAUAAUCUCCUUAGAAUUUCAAAUGUUAUUAUAAUACGUAUUAUAAUACAUUUUCUAACAAUUUACUUUCACUUACAGCAGCAAAAGAUAGGAGAGAGGAUGGCACAGGUGAAUUCUGCGGUCAGCAUCGCAUGCUCUGUGCCAGAAUUGAAUGUGCAAAAAAUAUAAACAGCAUGGUCAGUAAAUUUCCUUAAAUGUUGUAGCUGAGCUCAUGACCACUUAAAGCUGACACGACCAUGCUGUGCUGCCACCAGGCAACUGUACACAACAACCUAAUGCUUUAAACAGGAUUAAAUUUAAUAAUUAAGUAAUUUCCUUCAUAUUAGAGGCUGUUGCCAUGUCAGAAGGCUAAAAACCUUGUUUUAUAUCAAACUCCACCACUACCCAUUUUUGAUUUCCAGGUUUUAAGACAAUUUUUUAUAGCUUGACCAAUAAUGCUGACAUUUUGACUGUAAUUAUUCUUAUACUUGACUUCACUGCACUUUUAUUAAUAGCUUCCUUUAGUCAUAUAGCUAUGCCAAAUCUGACUAAACUUUUGCAAAAAAAACUGAACAAAAAAGGUGCCCAAUAAUUAAUUACAGAAGUGAAGUAGUGAAGUGAACUUGUGAAAUAUUUUCAUCCAUUGUUAUUAAAGUAAAAUGAGUCAAUUAAAAAUGUUUUAAAAAUAAGACUCAGCUUUUACAAGUACAUGACUACAAUAGUUUUAAACAUGUACCACUGGCAGUUUUGGUAAAAAAUGGUCAUUUAUGAAACAGGCAACAUCUCCAUAAAUGAACAUUUCAAAAAGCAUUUCAGCAUUUAUUCUACAACAUGUGGGAAAAUGAUCAUAGAUAUCCAUAAAUGUUUAUAAUGUCCUAGUUUUUUAUAAUCUUCUCUAUAAGCUGAAGCAUUGUAAACAAAAUUCCUAAAUGCCAUGCUUAUCUGGAAAUGUUGUGUAUAGCACCCACUUCUCUCAUAAAACAUGUAAUCAUUGUUUAGUCUGAGCAUUGUUAUUAUGAUACAAUACAUGUGUAAGGGCUUACUAGCUUAUUUUGCGUUUGCAGUAGCACCAGUUAAGUUGAUCUGUGAAAUGUUUUACUAUCAGCAUAGUGUUAUUGCAACAGUAUGUAAGCUGUCACUGAAAAAAAGACCCCGGUUACAUGUAACUGUUUUAUGUGUUGUAUAUCUGUAUUGCAUACUAGCAAGAUUUUAAUCACAUGCAUUUGCACUAGUUACAUUAAUAUUCUCAUUUCAAUACUGGUUUAGCUGUAAAUGUUAUUGCAGCAAAGGCCUAUUCUUUCACCAAAGUUGAUUCUUUCUUUCUGAAUUGUUUUAUUCCUCCUGUACCACAGCAAAUCGCCACCAAUAUACUUUUUAUUUAUUAACAAAUUAUAUUUGAUUUGAUUACCUUUAUCGGUUAAAAGUUAUUUAACAUCCUGUUAUCACUUACAUUUAACAAGCUAUAACAGUUGUUUCUUCACUUUUUUCUUGAAGAUAAUAAGGCAUAUGUAUUAUUGUGUCCUUAGACUUACCUGAGGUAAAAAACAAACAAAACAAAUUCUGAUUCAGCCUGAUUCAAGAAAUCCGCCUCACUGUGGUAUCGCUGAAUAUACUGCCAUGUGUGGUACAGAAAAGAAACCCUGCUACAAACUUGCUUGGUCCAUGCUUAUUUACAGUAUAAAUCAUUACUUUACUUUAGUCUGGCCCAAUGCAGAGAAACAAAACAGCUAAACUUCCAUUUUAGGAGGCAUCUGGAUCCAUUUCUUUAAAAAAGUAAAUUAUGCCACUGCACAUGAAAUAAAUGUGUAAAUGGGGUCAAAAGUUUCUCUAGCAAACAAAUUUACACAUUGUAUUGAAAAGUUUCCUUUUUCUUUCUUAAAUGUAUUUUUUUAUGGUUUUCACACAUUAUUGGAGCUGUGUGUGUGUGUGUGUGUUCUGGUUGUCAAUAUUUUUUCCAGCCUGUGAUGUCUUUCCAUUUCUAUUGUUGUGAACAGACACUUAUUCAUACAGUGUGAGAUGCUAAGCUUACUCAUGGUACAGCCUUCUUUAACCAAUGCAGUAUUUAACUCCAAAUCAUUAGCCUACAAAAUUUCUUAUAACCUGUUUUUCCAUGUCAAUAGAAACAAACCUUUGAUUUUAUUACUAAUGUUAAUUACUAAAUAUAAAAAAAAAAACACAUUGGUUUCCCUUUUUUAUAUUUUGUUUCAUUAUAGUAUUCAUUAGAUAUCAUAAUGUGGAAACUCCCACCACCUUUUGCAGAAGAAAUCUGUAUCCACACCUGCUUCAAUUUUACUACCUCCUCAUUUACUUACAAAUGUAAUUUUUAUACAGCAUUUUGUAGCAUCCAUUGUUCCACAUUUAGCCAGAAAAUGCAAGCAUAUGUCUGCCUGUGUAUCUUUGGUAUUCACCCUGUAAUGUGUGUGUAUAUUUUUUAUAUAUAUAUACACAUACAUACAUACACACACACAAAGUUGAUUGCAUUAAACCUACACUGUAUUUUUUUUUUUUAUGACAAAUGUGUAAUUGAGCAUAGUGUUUAGGGUAGAAAUUUUGUACUGUCUUUUAAUAAACAGUAAAAAGGUACUCAAUAUAAAUAUUAAUCAUAUUACCAAGAUCCAUUUACGAAAAUCUGCACUUUACAGAUAUCCUGGUUUUGUGAUGCCAGAAUACAUGGCAGUAUUUGUAUAUUAUCAGACAUGUGCUUUUAUAUUGUAAUAAAGUUAAAUGUGAGAAAUCAAUGCUCCCCCAUUGGA